Molecule: messenger RNA, 5145 nt
Organism: Miniopterus natalensis
Lineage: Eukaryota; Metazoa; Chordata; Mammalia; Chiroptera; Miniopteridae
Product: KIAA0753 ortholog
Biological process (GO): protein localization to centrosome; centriole replication
Cellular component (GO): centriolar satellite; microtubule organizing center
Source: RefSeq, a predicted model, not a curated record
GUAGGGAACGAGUGGGGGUCCUGGGACUUUUUGGGAGGGAACAGUUUGGGGGGAGAUUUUUCCUGGGCUGUGGAUGAAGGCACAGGCUGUAGGGGUGUCUCAGGAUGGAGGGGAGAUUCGGUGUAGAGAAGUCCUAUGGUAUGAUGUGUGGUAACAAAUUGGGACGUUUCCUGGAGCAGUUGGAAAGAGACAGGUUUCAGAGAGAGAGGUGUCCCAGGACUUUGUACAGGGGAAGUUUGGGGAUGGGUGUCCCCGGACUGUGUGUGUGUGUGUGUGUGUGUGUGUGUGUGUGUGUGGCAUCACUCGAGGUAUCCUGGAACUGUGGGGAUCACCUAGCUUUUUUCCUGGUAGAGAAUGGAUUAUUAGGCCUUUGGAGUCCUGGGGGAAAUUGUUAACCACAUAAAAGUUGCAUGCAGUUGCCCUGGCCCCCGUUCUGCAGACUCCCCCAUUCUGUGGCUCCAGCCCCUGAACUGUGGUGAUACCAAGCCAGUUGGGAUUACCUCACUCAUGUGCUUCCUCCCAUCUUUUGUUUUUUGAUCAUGUUUCUGCAGCCAUAGGAGUAAGGACUCUUGGACAACUGCCUUUAUAUUCCUUCAGAUGUAUCUGUCGUUAAGCAAAUCCAGCAUACAAAUGUUGGGUUUAUUCAGAAGGUUAAAUUAGGGAUUUUUUUUAUAACCUGAAUUUCCCCAUUGAUUUACUAUGGGAUUCUUUGAGAGAACAAAUUCUCCAGUACAUUUAACACUAGUCAGUUUAUGGAAAAUCAACUUAAUUCAACAAAUGUUGAGUUAAAUUGUCUACUAUGCUCAAAGCACUGUGUUGUGGGAGAUAUCAGAGAAGAGCAAGACAAGGCCCUUACCCUCAAGGAACCUUGUCUAGCUGGGAAGAUGAGACAUAUACCUGGGAAAUAGGCAAUGGUUUUGGGGAAGAGCUAUUGGCUGAUAACUAGACUUGCACUUUUGUUCUGCACUGUCUGACAUGAUGGGACCAGGCAGACCAGCUUCAACCUGUGUUAACCUCGCAUCUAGUGUCCAACUAGAUGGGAGGAGUGACCCCUGGAGACUUCAGACCCAGAACCAGCUGCAGUUUAAUAAGGAUGUUCCUACACAUCCAAGCAACUUGGCAAUCCGGUAUUCUUACCCAUGUGCAAUUAAAAUUGAAAAACUGAAGAACUCACACAAUGAGUCAGACCAUUGUAAAGAUUUGGAUUUUAGAGAUGGUUCUGACCUAAGCCGUUCUGUUUCAUUUUCUGUCAUAUCAGAAGAGAGACUUAGCUAUGCUGUCCACCUAGCCAAAAGAGAUAUGAAACGAAGACACUUUGAGGAGCAUGUGAAAAAACACCAUCUGACAAGUCAGCCCAAGAUCUCUCAGAAAUGUGGAUAUACCAGGCAUAAAAGAUCUGACCUUAGGGUGGAAAGGAAGGAACUGAAGAAUCAGGAAGUUUUUCAUUGCAGCCACCAGCCAUCCAAGGUAGAAAUUUCCAGCUCAGGUGCCAAGGUGUACGUGUACACAUCUCAUUCAGGACAGUCAGAUCUGCACAUGCCAAAGUCAUCACCCACCCAUGAUCUAGGACUGCAGCCACAUGGCAGGACAGGUGACCACAAAAGCCUGUGUGAACACAGAAGCCUGCUUGAGGUUCAGCGGCUCCAGAAAAUAUUGAGCAAUUGUAUCCGUAAAAUUGAAGAAGUAACAAAAGAAGAUAAAACAGAGGCAGCCUUGGAUCCAGACCAGGAGCGGCGGAUCCGUGUCUGGAGGCAGGAGCACGCGGCUCGCUCUGCCCGAAUGCUCUACGCCCUCCAGCAGCAGGUUAGAGAAAUCCAGGAAGAAUUGGAUAAACUGAGUCCACAUAAUACUAAACACACUAAGAAGUCAUGGGCAAUGUCCAGGCUGGCAUCUGCCCAUCGAGGAGCCAUUCGGGCCUUACAGAUGUUUGUCACUCAGUUUACUGACCGGGGGGAGCACCCAGUGCCUGCACAGUACAGGGAACUGGGCAGUCUUAUCCGCCAGCUGUCACUCUGUUCCACCAAAGUCGAUGCUGAUUCUUCUGAUAUGGUAAUAGAUAUCCUGCAACAAAUUGAGGCUUUGGAAUCCCUCCUAGAAAAGAAACUGUCACCAAAAAAGGUGAAGAAAAGUUUCACUGAAAUUAGGAGAAGAUUUCCUGUUGGUAGCCCACGGUCCUUAGAGAGAUGGCAAAGUUCAUUGCCAAAGAGCGAGAGGAGACACUUCGUAACAAAGAAGAUGUUUCCACAAGAAACAAGACAACCUUCAGUGGCAAAGAAGGUUCUUGCUGAUAAGUAUCAACCUGAUGAAGAGCUGCCAAUGACCCCGAGGUUGGAGAAGGAGCUUGAUGUGUUCCAUGCGGAUAUCCUUCCAGAAGAAGCUCCAUCUCUUCUAGACCAAAAUGCAAGCUUCAAGGAAGAGGCAGCCCUGGCAAAAACAAAAGCAGCGGGGAAAAAGCCUGUGCCUGAAAACGUGCCAUUUAGGAAGAAAGAUGCUCUGGCAUCGGCAACUCCCCCACAAGGACUUCACAAAACUGAAAAAAGUAGACCAACCCAAUCUCACAGCAAAAGUAGGUUGCAUCAGACAACAGUUUCAUCCAGAUUAAAAAUAAACCAACAGCCUAUGAAAGACACAAGGGCUCCAUGGAUACCUCCAAACCCCACAUCCCCACCAGCAUCUCCUAAAUGUGCUGCCUGGCUGAAGGUGAAAUCUAGCCCCAAAGAUGCCACGAAAGAGCAGUCUGUCGAGCAGGAAGGUGCCCAAGAGGAAAAUCAGCUGAGAGGUGCUGCUGAGCACGAAGCAGCUAGACUCGCUUGGCUUGAUGCAGAAACUUCCAAAAGAUUGAAGGAACUUGGAGAAUUAAAAACUGAAGAAAUGGACAAAAUGCAAAAUGAGAGUGUUUCUGCUACCCAGUUAGCAGACAAGGUAGAGAAGGCUGUUCUGGAGCGUUUGAAGCCUCUCCUGGCCAAGGCUCAGCGAGCCCGUUCUUCUCUGGAAGCAGAUACUCAUUUGAAGGAUCGACCAUUGGUAAACACAGCGACAGUGCAGCCUGCAGAGGAGGCUACUGUGGUUGAUUGUAAAUACAACAGUCCUCAGCUGGAUGAUAUUUUGGAAGAUACUACUCAUGAGCUCCGAGCUAUGACUCAUUCUAAGAUCUUGGAGCCUGACGCCUUGGCUACCUCAGGGGACAGCCUGUAUCUGGAGACCAUGUUGCGCCGAAUGGAGGAAAUGGAAAAAUACCAGGAGACAGUUCGUCAGAGAUAUACUAAAAUUGUAUAUACUGAUCUUCAUCUUUGGAUGCAGGAAGAAAAAAAUGACCAAAAAAUGGCAGCAGCAAGCGGAAGGCCCCCUCCUCCUCAUCCGAUCAGGAUCACAAGCACGGUAGCUCGCAAAGACUCGAACGCGAACGUCAACAUCGUGCUGGAGAGGCCGUGGAACGGCAAUUCCCUGGAUGACAGUGUGGGAACAGAGGAGAAGUCGGAGAAAAGAGAGGCUCACCCUCUCUCCCUGUCAGAAGAUUCUGGACAGAGGAAGGGCCGCACUGCCCUUCUUGUCCCCCCUGCCAUGCGACGCAGCAUCGGUGACUACUGCAGCCGCUACGAGCGGUACCUCCGGAUGGUCUCUCAUGAGGCCGUGGGCUCCUUCAAUCCGUGGCUGAUUGCUGAAAGCUUUUCAGAAGAGCUGAUAGAUGAAGCUCUGGGGUCUGUGGCUGCUGAACUUCAGGAUGUGUGUGAAGAUUAUGCGGAAGCUGUGUUCACCUCGGAAUUCUUAGAGGCUGCCGCCUGAAAGCUCUCCAAGACGGGGCCCGUGUCGCACUGGAGAAGUGGCCACAGCAAAUGUUGAUCCUCAGGCCUCAGCUGUCCAUCCAGGCCCAGAAGGUGCCGCGCUCUGAAAAGAAGGAAGUGCCUGUGAGGUCCUCCUCACUGCAUUUUGCCAUUGUCAUGGCAGUGGUUCUAGUAGUGUAUGGCGGAAUGUGAUACAUUGAUUAGUACCCAGGAAUCAGGAAUCGAUUAUGACAACAUAUUUUCUGAAUGUAUGGUUUUCCUAUUGAUACAUUCACCCACUGGCUCAGUUUGGUGAUCAGAAUGUUUUGAAAAAUAAUAGAUGGGUAUAUUUCAUACAGGGAUUCAAGUUGCUGUUGAACCUGUGGGUGGAUCAGUGCCAACAAAAGUGCAAUUACUGUCUUGUCCCAUCACCUGGCUCCUGUUUCAUCUUUGGCAGUUUCCCAGCAGGACACUUGUCCCCACUGGGUUCAGACACGUGGUGAGCCCAGACUUAGGCUGUACUGCAAACCGCUGCUCUGUUGCAGCUCAGUAGUAAGAAGCACCAGUUAUCAGUGCAUAACAGUAGCACACAUUUUUCUUGUGUGCAGUUCCUCAAAGUCUUCCAUUGUUUUCGGUCGGCAUAUUCUGUAUACAAAACUUUCUCUGAAUUCAGAGGAAAUUUGAAGGGUGGGCUUGGCCUUGUCUUGUGCCUGGUGAAAGGUCCAGAGCUCGCUUCCAUCCCUGGUGAGGUCAGACACUUCUACAUCUCUGAACCGCAGAGAAACCUUUGUGGGAGAGGAUGGAUUUGAAUGACUUGAAGACCCCCGUCUGGGUCUCCAGAGAAAGGAAGAAACUUAAGAACCGUAAUAACUUGGUCCUCGAACAUCUUAUAAGUCAUAUUUUACCGUGAGAAAAGCCUCUGUGUUUUCAGAAACAAGUCAGAAAAAGGGGUGUGUGUGAAAAUAAGGCCACUGCUGGAAAAAGGGUCCCUUGGUGUUUUGCCCAAGGCUUGUGAGAGAAAUGUGAAGCAUGAAUGAUGUGAGCCAUGCCCCAUGGGAUAAUGUGAAUCUUUUUUGUAACAUAUAUAUGUAUAGUGGUGUCACCUGGGGUUUUUCUCUGAAGUGCAAGUAUUCCAGAUGAUAAUUUAAGCUGCUUGAUCCCACUUAUUUGUACAAAAUUGAUUUUUUUUUUAAUGUUAAUGUUUUCUUGAUUAAUCUUAUAUAACCUCAGAAUUAAAAAUGCUUCAAGGAAAUUAAAGGGUUUAAUUUGAGGAGUCAGCUGUGUAUACUUGAAUUGACAGGAUCGUCUGUCACUGAUAGCUCAAAGUUAUUUGUGUGGCAGUUUUUACUGUGCUGAUUUUUAAAUAAACAGUAUUUUAAAGUAU